GCUUUUGAACCGGACUUUGAUGGGUUCCGAGAUGGCUUGUUGGCCUGGUUCAAGAGCGAGUCAGCAGCCGCAAAUUGGCCGAAUGAGGUGGAGGGCGGUGCGGCUGCCAGUACAUCCGGCUCAAAGUUCCAAGUCGGAAUUGGUUCGGGUCAUGGAGCCACCGGCAAUGUCAAGUUCAUCGGGGGCGACACAGGCGUGAAAGUCGACUUCGGCCCAAUCCUCACGAAGGACUACACCGUCUGCUCGGUUGACCGCUACACCGGAGGCAGCAAAGGGCGAAUUCUCGAUUGCAACAAUAAGAACUGGCUGCAUGGGCACUGGGCUAGCCAAGUUGGUGUGGCACAUUACCAGCAUUGGAACACGAACAGUCAUCGAAACGGUGGUAAUGAAGACUGGCUCGUGAUGUGUGGCACCGACAAUCGCCAGGCCUACUUGGGCAGCAGUCCGGACACGAACAUCGCCACCAACGACGGACAUUCGUUUGGAAACGGAGAGCACAGGUUGGUAACUAACUACAGGGAAAAAUCGAACUUUGCCAUUAUGGAGGUCAUGGUCUGGAAGCGGCAGCUAACCCAAGCUGAGAUCAAGGCUACCAUGCAGUACCUGAAGGACAAGCUGGAGAACGGUUCC
This is a messenger RNA of Symbiodinium pilosum, 630 nucleotides long. The record is from the annotation of a GenBank genome assembly. Lineage: Eukaryota; Dinophyceae; Suessiales; Symbiodiniaceae.